GGCGGAGGGAUCCCUCGAAAGCGGCAGGCGAGCCGCCGCCAGCCUUUAAGACGGGGGAGCGCGGCGCGGGCGGCGGUUGCUGUGGUUUCCGUGUGGGUUUGCUGGAGUUCUCCUGGGCGCUGAAGCGCAGGGACGUGGCGUCCGGCCUCCUGCGCCAGCUGUCAUUCGUGGCGGACCGCGGGGUCACGAGCCCCGGCGUCCCUUCCUCAGACCCCGGUUCCGGGCUUCCGCCUUCCCCGCGUGGCGCCCGCGUCGGGCCGGCGGCGGCGCGGCGGCCGGGGAGCAGCAGCAGCAGGCCGCGGGCGAGAUGUUCAAGAACACGUUCCAGAGCGGCUUCCUCUCCAUCCUCUACAGCAUCGGCAGCAAGCCCUUGCAGAUCUGGGACAAGAAGGUACGGAAUGGCCACAUCAAAAGAAUCACUGAUAAUGACAUCCAGUCGUUGGUGUUAGAGAUUGAAGGGACCAAUGUCAGUACCACAUAUAUCACGUGUCCUGCAGACCCAAAGAAGACACUGGGCAUUAAACUUCCCUUCCUGGUCAUGAUUAUCAAAAACUUGAAAAAAUAUUUUACUUUUGAAGUACAGGUGCUGGAUGACAAGAACGUGCGCCGGCGGUUCCGGGCCAGCAACUACCAGAGCACCACGCGCGUGAAGCCCUUCAUCUGCACCAUGCCCAUGCGCCUGGACGACGGCUGGAACCAGAUCCAGUUCAACCUGUCGGACUUCACGCGGCGGGCUUACGGCACGAAUUACAUCGAGACCCUCAGGGUGCAGAUCCACGCUAACUGCCGGAUCCGACGGGUUUACUUCUCAGACAGACUCUAUUCAGAGGACGAGCUGCCAGCAGAGUUCAAACUCUAUCUCCCAGUUCAGAACAAGGCGAAGCAAUAACUGAACCGCGACUCAAGGGAUAGACCCUGGAUGUGACUCUUAGUUUAAAAGGAAACUGUCUGGAGGACAAUGCAAAAACCAAAUAUUUAUAUUUGCUCACUGUGCUAUGGCUCUUUUAUCUACAACGUGGUGUCCCUCGUGGCGGAUGCCGGUCACAGUGCACUGUGCGUCCAGCGGGGGACUGCCGUCCCCCUCUAGGUGACCGCCGGGGUUCAUCUUGCCGCCCGCCCCGAGAGGUGCGAGGCCCAUCCACGAUCCUGCAGAUCUCAGGAUCUCCCACAGGCAAUUUCAGACCAAUAUUUCUUUCUAUGGUUCUUUGUUUUCUAUAUUCUCUAAGUAUAUGUAUGUGCUGUGUGAUACUCAUGAUCCAGAAAUGAAUAAAAUGUUCUAUUCUUGGUUUGUA
Molecule: messenger RNA, 1292 nt
Organism: Sorex araneus (European shrew)
Lineage: Eukaryota; Metazoa; Chordata; Mammalia; Eulipotyphla; Soricidae
Gene: CFAP20
Product: cilia and flagella associated protein 20
Exons: 6
Coding region: 308-889 (193 amino acids)
Biological process (GO): cilium assembly; regulation of cilium beat frequency involved in ciliary motility; positive regulation of cell motility
Cellular component (GO): ciliary basal body; motile cilium
Source: RefSeq, a predicted model, not a curated record